Solea senegalensis (Senegalese sole) is the source of this 1806-nucleotide messenger RNA. RefSeq names its product intraflagellar transport 20 homolog (Chlamydomonas) (gene ift20). Lineage: Eukaryota; Metazoa; Chordata; Actinopteri; Pleuronectiformes; Soleidae. The transcript is spliced from 5 exons. Gene Ontology annotation, cellular component: intraciliary transport particle B; cilium; Golgi apparatus. The coding region runs from base 99 to 497 and encodes 132 amino acids. The record is from RefSeq and is a predicted model, not a curated record. Gene Ontology annotation, biological process: protein localization to cilium; intraciliary transport; centrosome localization.
GGAGGGGGAGCUGCUCUGUUGCGUUACUGUUAGUUACUGUGGUGCCACAUAGUCACACAACACAGGCAGUGGUGACAGGGUAAAGUGGGCCUGUGGCCAUGGCUAAAGACCCGUUAUCAGAGGCUGGCUUUUAUUUUGAUGAACUCAAUAAGCUACGAGUGCUGGAGCCUGAUGUCAGCCAGAAGACUUCGGAGCUCAAGGAGGAGUGUAAAGAAUUUGUGGACAAAAUUGGCCAGUUUCAGAAGAUAGUAGGCGGCCUCAUUGAGCUGGUUGAUGAGCUGGCGAAAGAAGCGGAGACUGAAAAGAUCAAAGCAAUAGGAGCCAGAAACCUGCUGAAGUCAGUGGCGAAGCAGAGGGAGGCUCAACAGCAACAGCUUCAGGCUCUCAUUGCAGAGAAAAAGAUGCAACUUGAAAGAUAUCGCAUCGAGUAUGAAGCGCUGUCCAAGGUGGAGUCAGAGCAGAACGAGUUCAUCGACCAGUUUAUUCUGCAGAAAUAAUGAUGUGACUGAGACAGCAGAAGAUGUGUAUAUCCGCAGUGCCUGUCCUCUCAUUUCUCUGGAUGAAACCUACAUCAGAGAACUGCUCUGCUGCAUCCGUCUAAAGCUCCACCUACAACAGAACACCUACAUAUUCUAUUUAUAUACUUUUUCUGUUGCCGUUUACAGCCUAUUUCACACAACAUGAUUUACAACCGGAUUUUCUGGUCAUUGACAAAGUCUACAAUUAGCAGCCAACCUAAGUCAGUUCUUAAAAGGAUGUCCACAAACACACAAUUGUUUUAAGAACUGUCCUCAUACACACAAAACCUGACUCCAAAUGCUAUCGUAAAUGCCAGACCUGCAUGUGGCGCUGUAAUGCAGGGCUCCCGGAACUCCUGUUCCAUGUGGGUAAAAGUUAAGUACUGGUUUUCACGUAGCUUUACAAUUCACUGUGCUCGCUCUUUUGGUCAAUAGAGAGUAACACAACAAAAUGUCAGUUCUAGAAAACAGGCCUCAUGUUAAAUUACACACCAACAUUUCUUUUUUAAACUUCCCACUUUUAUUUACUUUCGAUUCAACAAGUUGGUGGCUUAAAAACGCAACUUUUGUCAGCAUUCCAACUGAAACGGAUGACCUCCAUGUACAACUGCAAUGCACUAUUAAGCCUGGUUCUGUGCAUCGUUCCCUGUGUCACUUCUGAUGUGUGUUUAUAUGAACAGGUGAUGAGUAGACUCAUGUACAGAAUCCUGUCGCUCUCAAAGUGGUGUUGUGUGAACUUGGCUGGACUGUAGUCGUCCACGUCCCCGGGUCAGCAGGUUUGAGGAUUUACAGUGUUGUAAACUUGAAUUGUUUUGUUCACAUUUAAUAUCUCAACAUCUUAGACCAACACUAAAGAUGGAGCAUUUUAUACAAAACAAUAUUAUUUAUAAUAUUUAUACUUAAAAAUGACCCUGGAUAUCUAGUUUUAUUACUUUUUAUAUGAAUCAAAAUACUGCAUGUGCAUGCAUUUGUAAAUGUGUCCUGGUUCUAAAAGACCGAAUAUUCUCAUUUGAUUCUCUGUGUUGUUUUUAUUUCCUUAUUCUGGUAAAACAAAUCAGGUCACAAAACAUGAAGGGUACAGACUCCUUUUUUCUUUUUCUUUCCGUUGUAUGUAUUGUCUUUUCAUUUAUUAAUCACAUGACAAACGGUUAUACUUGAAUAAAUAUUGUCGCACAAGAAAAUGUACAUGUUUUGCCGUAAAGAUGCCCGACAGGCAGGGGAGCAAAUUUUUACAUUGUGCUGUUAUGUAUUGUUUCAAUAAAAACACUUGAUAUUGAUGCUCAGUUGA